This is a messenger RNA of Drosophila navojoa, 1273 nucleotides long. RefSeq lists its product as uncharacterized. The record is from RefSeq and is a predicted model, not a curated record. NCBI's taxonomy places the organism in Eukaryota, Metazoa, Arthropoda, Insecta, Diptera, Drosophilidae.
UCUUGGCUCGCUUGGCACAUUCGCACACAGGCCCUGACAGAAGUCGGUCCAGUUCCACUCGCAAUCGCAAUCAGAGUCUCAGUCUCAGUCUCAGUUUCAGUUUCAGUCUCAGCCUAGAAAUGAAAGUCAACGCUUUAUUGAUCAGCAUUGCAGUUGUAUUGGCAACAGUUGCCGUCGGCCAGGUUAGCGCAAAGUUUACGUUACGCACGCACGAGGAUGCGGUGCAGGCGCACGAAGAGUGCCAGGAGAAGUACAACGUGCCCGAGGACAUUUACGAGCAGUACCUGAACUAUGUGUUCCCAGAGCACCGUCGCACCGCCUGCUACGUGAAGUGCUUCGUGGAGAAGAUGGGCCUGUUCGACGAGAAGAAGGGCUUCAAUGAGAAGGCAAUCGUUGCGCAAUUCACCGCGCAGAACUUCAAGGAUCUGGAGUCAGUGCGUCACGGCCUCGAGAAGUGCAUCGAUCACAAUGAAGCCGAGUCCGAUGCCUGCACCUGGGCCAAUCGCGUCUUCUCCUGCUGGCUGCCCAUCAACCGCCACGUCGUGCGCAAGAUUUACAAUUAAGCUCCAACCAUUUAUGCUUUGGCCGAUCUCACGGGCGAUGCGCAGAUUUUGGAGAAAUGCCUGGGCAGCAUCAGCAGCCCGGAGCGCAUCGAGUCCGAUCUGCGCAAGCUGGCGAAGUACGCGAGCUGGACCAGCGAGGAGGUGCCCUGCCUGAUGCGCUGCCUGGCCAGCGAGAAGGGCUGGUUCGACAUCGACGCUAACAAGUGGCACAAGCAGCGCGUGGCCGAGGAGCUGGGCGCCGACAUCUACAACUACUGCCACUACGAGCUGCGGCGCAAGUCGCGCGACGCCUGCAGCUACGCCCACCGCGGCCUGCGCUGCCUCAAGCAGGCGGAGCUGCAUGCGGGCAACAGCAUCUCCACCCUGAUGCAGUGCAGCGGCAAACUGAACGCCACCAAUGUGCAGAUGCUGCAGUACAGCACACUGAAGCCCAAGGAGUCCAUCCCCUGUCUAUUCCAGUGCUUCGCCGAUGCCAUGAGCUUCUACGACGAGGCGGGCAACUGGCGCCUGCUCAACUGGCAGCAGGCCUUCGGCCCCACCCACCAGGAGCACCAGCCCGACUACAGCCUGUGCCGCCUCUCCGACGAGCAGCGCAGCCAGGCCAGCAGCAAAUGCGCCUGGAUGUACGACGAAUAUCUCUGCUGGGAGCGACUCAAUGGAAAUCUCAAUGGAACGAAUCUAGUUUAGACACAUUUUCGACUCUGACGGAA